AUGACUAAACCUCACGCUAAAGAUUUAUCUCAUUUAUUAUCUCUUGAAUCAAAAUCAAGACAGAAUUCUCCAUUAAAAUCUGCCUUCAAAUAUUACUUUGAUCCAAAGGUUACUUUCUUAGGUGGUGGUUUACCAUUAUCAGAUUAUUUCCCCUUUGAUAAUUUAACUGCAGAAAUCCCAAGUCCUGCUGCAUUCUCUUCUGGUAAAGGAAUCAAUACUACUGCUAGUGCUGAAAAACUUUCACUUCAAAUCUUUAAAGAUAAGACAAAAAAUGAACCAAAUCAAAUUGAAUUAUCAAGAUCUUUACAAUAUGGUCAUAGUGAAGGUCAACCGGAAUUACUUACCUUUGUCAAAGAUCAUACUGAUUUAGUUCAUAAAGUUCCUUAUGUCGAUUGGGAUAUCAUUGCUUCAGUUGGUAAUACUGAAUCUUGGGAAUCAACCUUAAGAACUUUUGUAACUCGAGGUGAUUCAAUCUUGGUGGAAGAUUUCUCCUUUAGUUCUGCUUUAGAAACGGCUCAUGCUCAAGGUAUUAAUACUAUUCCAAUAUCAAUGGAUGAUUAUGGUAUUAUUCCAUCUGCUUUAUCUACUUUAUUAGAUAAUUGGGUGGGUCCAAAACCAAAAUUAUUAUAUACCAUCUGUACUGGUCAAAAUCCAACUGGUUCAUCCUUAAGUUUCGAAAGAAGACAAGAAAUUUAUAAAUUAGCUUCUAAACAUGAUUUUAUAAUCGUCGAAGAUGAACCUUAUUAUUUCUUACAAAUGGAAGCUUAUACUACUGAUAAAUCUCAAAGAACAUCCACCAUAGUUCAUAAUCAUGAAGAAUUCUUAAAAGCUUUAGUUCCAUCCUUCCUUUCCAUCGAUACUGAAGGUAGAGUCAUUAGAUUAGAUUCUUUCUCCAAAGUUUUAGCUCCAGGUUUAAGAUUUGGUUGGAUUGUAGGUCAAAAGGAAUUAUUAGAAAGAAUUGUUAGAUUACAUGAAGUUUCAAUCCAAGCUCCUUCUGGUGUAACUCAAUCCUUAGUUAAUGGUUUAUUACAAAAAUGGGGUCAAAAAGGUUAUUUGGAUUGGUUAAUUGGUUUAAGAUUAGAAUAUACUCAUAAAAGAGAUGUCGCCAUUGAUGCUGUCAGUAAAUAUUUACCAUCUGAAGUGGUUAAUUUCUCACCUCCAGUUGCUGGUAUGUUCUUCACUGUCAAUAUUGAUCCAACCAAACAUCCAAAAUUCAAAACUGAAUUUGCUGAAGAUGCUUUAAAAGUUGAAGAUGCCGUCUAUGAACAAGGUAUUAAACAAGGUUGUUUAAUGAUUCCUGGAUCUUGGUUCAAAUCUGAAGGUCAAUCAAACCCACCUCAACAUGAAUUAGAACAUGCUUCCCUUGUCGCUGCUCAUAAUCCUCAUGUAUUCUUCAGAGGUACUUAUGCUGCUGUACCAUUAGAUGCCUUAGUAGUUGGUAUUGAAAAGUUUGGUGAAGCCAUUAAAAUUGAAUUUGAAUUAUAA
Molecule: messenger RNA, 1485 nt
Organism: Scheffersomyces coipomensis
Lineage: Eukaryota; Fungi; Ascomycota; Pichiomycetes; Serinales; Debaryomycetaceae
Gene: ARO8
Product: bifunctional 2-aminoadipate transaminase/aromatic-amino-acid:2-oxoglutarate transaminase
Exons: 1
Coding region: 1-1485 (494 amino acids)
Biological process (GO): aromatic amino acid catabolic process; L-tyrosine biosynthetic process
Molecular function (GO): L-2-aminoadipate:2-oxoglutarate transaminase activity; aromatic-amino-acid:2-oxoglutarate transaminase activity; pyridoxal phosphate binding
Source: RefSeq, a predicted model, not a curated record